Messenger RNA from Seminavis robusta, 966 nucleotides. The record is from the annotation of a GenBank genome assembly. NCBI's taxonomy places the organism in Eukaryota, Bacillariophyta, Bacillariophyceae, Naviculales, Naviculaceae.
AUGCAACUAAACGAUGAUUCUCCCAACUUGGUCCAGCGGUUUCUGCUGGUGCUCUUCUACUAUCAGACCACACGGAACAAGCCAUGGAAAGAGUGCAACCCAGCAGCAAGUCCCCACGGGAGUGCAACUGCCAAUUUUUGCUACAGGCCAGAUUAUGUACCCGGUGAAGCUACAUCACUUGUAUGGGGUGAUCAGUGGCUCUCUACCAGUCACGAAUGCAAGUGGGCAGGAAUUAUCUGUGAAACUGUGCAAUCAGAGGAGAGGACAGUGGUUGAGCUGCGUCUUUAUUGGAAUGAUCUUAAUGGCCCUCUUCCCUGGGAGAUCACAAGAUUGCCACUGCUAAGAUUUCUACGGCUCAACAACAACAUGCUGACUGGAGCACUGCCAACAGGACUCUUUUCCAAAAAGGCAGGUGUUGCCCUGGAAUCUCUUGCUUUGUACUCGAAUCAAUUUUCUGGCACUAUUCCUGCAGAAUGGGUUGCAAACCUUCUUGAAGGAAGUGGCAAACUUGUCAAUAUUCAUCUGAAUCGAAACACAUUGACCGGGAAAAUUCCAUCAGAGUUGGGUCUACUUGCUAUCAAAACUCUUUCACUUGCAAACAACAAACUUACAGGUUCUAUUCCACAAGAAAUAUUCAACCAAACUCCACUUGAAUCCCUUUACUUGAGAAAAAAUGACCUCACUGGGACACUGCCAAGCGAAGUUGGACUGCUCACUGAUUUGAAAUACCUGAACUUGAAUUACACGCAGAUUUCUGGUUCCUUGCCCUCAGAGAUUGGCCUGUUAAACCAGCUUGAGGAACUCAUACUCUCUAACACUAACAUGCAAGGGACAAUUCCUGAAGAACUCUGCACGGGACUUGACAAUCUCUGGUUCUUUGGCUUGGAUGGUUGCAACUUUACUGGGACCAUCAGCUCAUCAGUUGGCAUUGACACUAAUAAGGGAGCUUCUGGUGAAUGGGAAUGA